This is a messenger RNA of Hyaena hyaena (striped hyena), 3829 nucleotides long. It is a transcript of the gene MAMLD1, whose product is annotated as mastermind like domain containing 1. NCBI's taxonomy places the organism in Eukaryota, Metazoa, Chordata, Mammalia, Carnivora, Hyaenidae. Gene Ontology annotation, biological process: regulation of transcription by RNA polymerase II. Gene Ontology annotation, cellular component: nuclear body. Bases 291 to 2372 code for a protein of 693 amino acids. The transcript is spliced from 6 exons. The record is from RefSeq and is a predicted model, not a curated record.
UGGAGCGAGCAGAUUGAGGCCGCCACUGCAGCGCCGCCGGCAUGAACUUGGCCGCAAGCUGAAGCAACCGGCGGCGGGCGGGCGCGGGGGCACCGGCCGCUAGCCUGGGGGUGAUCUGCAACCCACCCGGGCCACUCAGCGGGAGCCCGAGGCCAGGCUGCCUGCGCCGGCGGCCGCCCGCCCCUGGGGCACUGCCCCCGCCGCCGCCGAGGGAGCUCCGCAGCACGCCCUGUGUCUAGGUCGUUUGGGAAGCGCCUUGGAGAGUCAAGAAUAAAAUUGCAGGUCAAACAAUGGAUGACUGGAAAAGUCGGCUUGUAAUCAAGAGCAUGGUUCCCCAUUUCGCCAUGGUGGGAAAUCGUCAGGAGCCCAGAAAGCUCCAGGAAUCGGGAACCACUAAAAGGAGACAGGAAGGAGAUAGCUUCCAGUUUCCAGGCAUGGGUGACGGAGGUUACCCUAAUAAAAUCAAGAGGCCUUGCCUUGAAGAUGUUACCCUCUCUAUGGGCCCAGGUGCCCAUCACAGCACACCCUGUGCAGAGCUGCAGGUGCCUCCGUUGACAAUGAACCCUAGCCCUGCCACCGUGGGAGUACCUGGCCAUUCAUUACCCCUCGAAACUAAUCCCAUGAAUGGCAGCAUAAUGGGCUCACCAUUUGCCGUGCCACCGGCUGCAGAAAUGGGACUGAAAGGGCCCAGUGGUCCCUACUACGACAAGGCCAACAGCGUACCGGCUGUGGACCAGGAACUUCAAGAUCUCCUGGAGGAGCUAACAAAAAUUCAAGAACCUUCUCCGAAUGAGCUAGAUCUUGAGAAGAUACUGGGGAGCAAACCAGAAGAACCACUGGGGUUAGAGCACCCACAGGCAACCCUAGGUACCAGCGCCAAGCCUCCAGUUCAGAUGCCACACUUGGAGAGCCUCAGUUCUGGCAAGGAGUUUCCUUCUAGCUGCGGCCAGCUCCCAGGCGCGCCACUGCAAGUCCCGCCCUCCCCAGCUGGGCUCAGCUAUGUGAUUCCCACCAGCGGGAAGCAGGUGGCCUCGCCGGGCUCCUCAGCAGCACAGGCCAAGAGCCAGGUCCAGGGGAUGCUCCCUGUCGCUUUGCCCCCACUCCCAGUGCCUCAGUGGCAUCACGCCCACCAGCUGAAGGUGCUGGCAGCCAGCAAGCAGGGCUCCUCUACGAGGCAGCCGGGGCCCAACACCAGUUGGUCUGGCCUGCCUCCUCCAGGCCUCUCCUCGUCUUACCGCCCGGUGCCGUCGCCACACCCGCCGCCGCCGCCAUUCAGCCCUCAGAGCCUCAUGGUGUCCUGCAUGGCGUCCAGCAACUUGCCGGGGAGCGCUUUCCAAGGCUCCCCCAAUGCCUUACUGGCCAGCAUGGCGUCCAGCAGCAGUGCCACGCUGGGGCCCCCCAUGCUCUACACUCCUGAGAAGCUCCCUAGCCCGGCUCUCAAUCAGCAGCCGCAGUUCAGCCCGCAGAGUUCCAUCCUUGCCAACCUGGUGUCCUCUAGUGUCAAGAGUCCUCAGGGACACUUGAUGUCUGCUCUGCCCGCCAACAACCCGGGGCCAUCCCCGCCCUACCGCCCUGAGAAGCUCUCGAGCCCAGGCUUGCCACAGCAGUCCUUCACUCCGCAGUGCUCCCUGAUCCGGAGCCUCACCCCCUCCAGCAACCCGCUAAGUCAGCAGCAGCCACCUCCGCAGCAGCAGGGAAACACCAUCUUCAAGCCCAUGGCCACCAACUCACCCAAAACCCUGAGCAUGAUCAUGCAGCAGGGGCUGGCCAGCCCCAGCCCGGGGGCCCCAGAGCCGUUUACUUUUGGCAACACCAAGCCCCUGUCACAUUUUGUUUCUGAGCCGGGCCCCCAGAAGAUGCCCUCCAUGCCUGCCACCACGAGGCAGCCGUCCCUGCUUCACUACCUGCAGCAGCCAACGCCAGCUCCGGCAUCUUCUGCCACUGCCUCCUCCACCGCCACUGCCACCUUGCAGCUGCAGCAGCAGCCUGACCACUCCUCUCUCCUCCUGCAGCAGAUGAUGCAGCAGCCACCCCCACGCUUUCAGCGGCCAGUGGCCCCGGACUCCAUGCCUUCUCUGCCCAGACAGACUCAUGUAGACAAAGCCUGCAAGCUUGGGGAAGCCAGGCCCCCCCAGGUCAGCCUCGGGCGACAGCCCCCAUCCUGCCAGGCCCUGGGGAGUGAGUCCUUCCUGCCCGGCAGCUCCUUUGCUCAUGAGCUGGCCCGAGUCACCUCCUCGUACAGCACCUCAGAGGCAGCGCCCUGGGGCGGCUGGGAUCCGAAGGCCUGGAGGCAGGUGCCUGCUCCACUACUGCCUAGCUGCGACGCUGUAGCAAGAGAAGCAGAGAUCAGGUCUUAUGGCAAUGACCCCUGAACAGCGGAGUGCAUAUAUUGCCCAACAGAUGAGUCAAUUUCAAGCCGUCCAAGAACAAGUCACCUCCAAGUGUAGCCAGACCGAGGCAAGCCCCCCAUCCAGCCAGCCUAUGAUGCCACCCAGAGCUGGGCUCCUUCAGAACACUCUGAGUCCAGGAAUGAUCCCAUCUGCCAGGCACCAGAGCCAUGAGGGCCUGGGCGUGAUCUCACAGACUCUGGGCAAGCAGCAAGGAAUUUUCAACUCCAGUCCCCCGUUUCCCAUACCCUCGCGCUCGGGCCAGAACCCCAUUAGCAGCCUCGGCUCUGUCUGUCGUCGUCUGCAGAUUCCCAAGACCCUCCCCUCAGGAGUGCCCCUGCCUGGGUUCUGUCCCAGGCCCCUGGGCAGCCAGCCCCUAAGUCCCCACCAGCUCCGACAGCCCUGUGUGCCAAGAAUGCCCGCAGUGUUCAACAAUGCUGCAUGGGCGGCGGCGGCAGCUGUGACCGCAGUGGUCUCGAGGGAACCAUCCCUGAGCCGUGUAGAUAAUAGCAUCCAGCAUUUUGAUAGCAACUCCAUCUUCGCCAAGGCGCCCGCAAGAGUCCCCACAGUAGCCCUGACAUUUCCACUGCAUCAGGCACUUGCGCCCCCAAAUCAGGUGGCCCCAGGAGGCAGGCCUGGCCAUAAGGUGAGUGCGGCUCUGGUUGACCCUAGCUUCAGCCUGCUGGGCAACCAGAGCCUCAGGCAGAGCCCGGUGCGGAGUCCCGUGCCCACACUCAAUGCCGCCAAGUCCCUCCAGCAGGGAAUGGCCAGCUUUGGUCCCAUGAGUCCCAUACAGGGCAUCGAGCCACCAAGCUAUGUGGCCGCGGCCGCUGCCGCUGCCACCGCCUCUGCCGUUGCUGCCAGCCAGUCCCCAGGUCCGUUCACCAGAAUGGGCACCCCCCCUGAGCUGGCACCCUAUGACUUUCUGCCCCAGCCCCAGCCCUCGCCCUCACUAAAUGGUCUGAUGUCACCCCCUGACGGCAGUGAGGCGGAUUUCAUUGAAGCUCUGUUGAAAGGCCCCAGUGCAAGCCCAGUGGAAGGCUGGGUAUGCGACCUGAGGCUCAUUGAUGACAUUUUGGAAGAGCACGCCGCUGCCCACGAUGCUGCCGCCCAGAGCGCUGGGGGGCUUUAAGUGCCCACAGAAAGCCCAUGCUGACACCACUUCAGGCAGUGGCGUGGAUCCAUAUCAAGGACAGUGGCGUGGAUCCAUAGCAAAUUUGCAACCGGCCCCACAGCCACACAGUUGUUUCCUCAUCACGAUUUGAGUGGCAUCAGCCUGUGCUCAUCCCUCUCUCUACCUGUGACAAAAUGGAAAGCUGGUGAUUUUUCAAGCUACCUGUACAUAUUUGAAAAUUUUGUAAAUGGUUUUCCUAAACGUUAAUGACAGAAGUAUUUAUACUUCAUUUUGUGACUUUGUAAAUAAAGUGACGGCUUUUGUUUCA